Molecule: messenger RNA, 1413 nt
Organism: Anthostomella pinea
Lineage: Eukaryota; Fungi; Ascomycota; Sordariomycetes; Xylariales; Xylariaceae
Source: the annotation of a GenBank genome assembly
AUGCCCGUCGGCAUCCAGCGAAUCAACGCGAAGAAAUCGCAGCCAAAUGAUCGCAUCAUCUUCAUCAAACCCCUAAAGGGGCCCGACGAAGCAAUCGCGCAAGACUUUCUGGAGCGCAUCGCCGCGCAGUGCUUGCCCAUUAUGAGAGAACACCACCUCUCCAUCAUGACACUUGAAGAGUACGAACCGAACCGGGAGUUUGUUGGUCGAAACUUCAACGCGGGGGAAGUCGUGCAGCUGGUGCUGAAAUCACCGUCAACCGGAAGAUGGCUCCCAUUCAACUAUGUCCAGAUGGUCAUGAUGCACGAGCUUGCGCAUUGUAAGCAAAUGAACCACUCGAAGGCUUUCUGGGCCGUGAGGAACGGGUACGCGGACCAGAUACGGAUCUUGUGGACGCGCAGCUACACUGGCGAGGGGCUCUGGGGGCGAGGUGCGUUGCUGGAGACUGGACAAUUCGAGGCGAAUACGGUGCACGCCGACGAGGUCUUGCCAGAACACCUUUGUGGUGGCACAUACCGCUCGCGGCGGAGAAAACGCAAGGCUAAGCAGCAACUGUCUUAUCAGGAGAGAAAGGAGCGCCGGAUACUGAAGAAGUUUGGUGCUAAUGGCGUGUCACUGGGUGACGACGAAGAUGUCAAAGCGGAGCUGGAGAAGGGCAGAAGAACCCAGGCAAAACCUCGAGUGGCAGGGAGCAAGAGGGGACGCGAGCUGAGGGCCGCCGCAGCCUUGGCAAGGUUCGGUCAGCAAAAGGAAGUGGAAGAUUUCAAUAAGCCCAUCGAUAUCGACGAGGACGACGAGACGGCAAGUGACAGCGGCUCUGACGUGACGGGCGACGGCGAGGAUGAAGGAGAGAGCACAAUCGACAUCAAUGGUCAAAAGCUCCUCGACGACAAGGGCAACAACUUGAUCAAGGUCUGCGAGGACGAGAACCCGGAAGACGGCGAUGCGCAAAAUGAGUUGCGAGAGCUGUCGUCGGCUUCCGGUAUCAAGCGCCAGGAACAAGGUUCGACUACGAAGGCCAAAUCUAAAGCGAAAGAGAAAACAAAAGAGGCACAGCGUCCCGAUACUACUCCAAAGCCCAACAUCAACAUACAGAAACUUGUCUCGGGAAAGCCGAAAGGCGAUACUGGUAUUGCCUCCCUGCGGACGGCGCCGAAAGGCGAUGAAUAUACUGCCUCACUGCGGACGGCGGAAGUCUCCAAAGCAGCAGCUACUGGAGACUGUCAUAUGUGCUCAUUCCAGAAUGAGCGUGACUCAACCAUAUGCAGCGUCUGCUCCCACGUCCUAGACGCCGACAAGGUACCGGGUUCCUGGAGUUGUUACAGCAAGUCGUGUCAAGGAAGUCUGUAUCUGAAUGCUGGCGAUUCCGGCAUCUGUGGACUAUGUGGUGAACGGAAAGGGCCUGGGACUUGA